GCCUAGGAGGGUGUCAAUGAUGAGACCAGCUAGCCCAGGAGGUACACGCGAGAUCGCCUUGAAGACGGCCACCUCCUUGCCCUGAUCAGAGAGAGAGAGAGACUGAGUCAGGGGAGAAAGGAGAGUGGUCACCAUGAAGCUGAAGCAGCGAGUGGUGCUGCUGGCCAUCCUCCUGGUCAUCUUCAUCUUCACCAAGGUUUUUCUGAUCGACAACCUGGACACCUCCGCAGCCAACCGAGAAGACCAGCGGGCCUUUCACCGCAUGAUGUCGAGCCUCCGUGUGGAGCUGAACCCCCGGCUGGAUCACACUCUGCAGUCGCCUUGGGAGAUUGCCACGCAGUGGGUUGUGCCCCGGGAGGUGUAUCCCGAGGAGACCCCGGAAUUGGGGGCCGUCAUGCACGCGAUGGCCACCAAGAAGAUCGUCAAAGCCGACGUGGGCUAUAAGGGGACUCAGCUGAAAGCCUUGCUGAUUCUGGAAGGAGGGCAGAAAGUCGUCUUCAAACCUAAGCGGUACAGUCGAGAUUAUGUGGUAGAAGGAGAACCAUAUGCCGGGUAUGAUAGACAUAAUGCAGAAGUAGCAGCCUUUCAUUUGGACAGGAUCUUAGGUUUCCGCCGAGCCCCGCUGGUGGUGGGCAGAUUUGUGAACCUGCGCUCGGAGAUCAAACCCAUUGCCACAGAGCAGCUGCUCAGCACCUUCCUAACUCUUGGUAACAGCACCUGUUUCUACGGAAAGUGUUACUAUUGCCGUGAAACGGAGCCAGCCUGUGCAGAUGGAGACAUCAUGGAGGGAUCCGUCACCCUGUGGCUCCCGGACGUCUGGCCUCUGCAGAAGCACCGGCACCCCUGGGGCAGAACUUACCGAGAGGGCAAGCUGGCCAGGUGGGAAUAUGACGAGAGCUACUGUGAGGCUGUAAAGAAGACCUCCCCCUAUGACUCUGGCCCGCGCCUUCUGGACAUCAUCGACACCUCUGUCUUUGACUACCUGAUUGGCAAUGCCGACCGCCAUCACUACGAGAGCUUUCAAGACGAUGAGGGGGCCAGCAUGCUCAUCCUCCUCGAUAAUGCCAAAAGCUUUGGAAAUCCCUCGCUGGAUGAGAGAAGCAUUCUUGCCCCUCUCUAUCAAUGUUGCAUCAUCCGGGUCUCCACCUGGAACAGGCUGAGCUACCUGAAGAAUGGCGUGCUGAGAUCUGCCUUAAAAUCUGCCAUGUCCCAUGAUCCCAUUUCUCCAGUGCUGUCCGACUCCCACUUGGAUGCUUUGGAUCAACGGCUCAUGAGUAUCUUGGCAACUGUGAAGCAGUGCAUUGACCAGUUUGGAACAGACACCGUGCUGGUGGAGGACAGGAUGACCCUCUCCCACCUGUAAUUUUAUGGGGAAACAGAUGAAACUCCUUUUUACAACUGAUAGAAAAACAGCACAAGCAAUUCCAAAUGGAAAUGGAUGGAUGGAAAGACUGAAAAAAAGCCGGCAGUAAACAUUGUGCAGGGGUACAGGGUAGCUUUGGGUUUCUUUGGUGUUUUUCCAUAAAAAGCAAAAGCAGUAACCGGAAGCUUUGGGGCAUUCGGGCAUCCCCACGUGGCCUUCUGACUUCCUCUGCUUUGGCCACUGGGAUGGGUCCGAUAGAGGCAGUGGGCAUUGCAGUCCAGUGCUGGUGGACUAAUGCAGCAGAGCGUCAAAUUUGGACAUGAGUCUGGAGAAUGGUCUGGAGAGGCUGUGUGAGUUGGGACCCUACAGGCCUUCCUUCCUUCCUUCUUUCCUUCCUUUCUUCCCCCAUUCCCUGGCCGCUGUCAAGGGGAAUUUUAGCUCACUCCACCAUGCCAUUUAACCAGCAGUGUGCUGAUUAAGGCAAGUACAGCCUCUUAAAGAGGUGGCAGAAAUGGUGGCGUGGUGGUGAGUCAAACUGUGCACUAAGUUAAAACAUAGAUAGCACUCCCUUAAUGGGGUGGAAUUGUCUUUUUCCCAAAGUCUCCUUUCAAUAAAGGAGUCUGGGAGGAGGGUGUGCUGCUUCGCUAACCCCACAGAGUGCAGAGGCAGGAAAGUGUUCUGCCCCAGAAGCAGUUCAACUGCAGUGUUGAGGUGGGGAAGUUGUGGUUGCAUUGUAGCACUAGGAGCAAUGGCUCAUUCAGUGCCUAAAGAUGAAAGCAGGGUCCCCGAAACACUGCAUUUCAGUCCUUCAGGUCCAUAUAGACUAGACUGUUAUUAGGUCCAGAACAGAAUCAAUGUUCUCAUGAUCAUGUGUCUGAAUUAACCAAAAAUCAUUUUGUGUGGUGCAUCUGUUGGACUGCAUAAAGUUGUUCUUUUAGGAUGGUGAGGGGCAGGGGAGGCAGCCGCUUUCAGGACGAACAAGAGCUGACUGAGGAACACAGUUGGUUACUACUGGUCUCUUCCGUCUCCUCCUGUUGGCUCUUUGCCCCCCUGCCGUCUCGGUUCUUGGGAAUGGAGCACUGAGGGGUAUUGAAGCUUCUGGGCUGAGGAAGUGUAGCAGGCCAGGGUCUGCCUCUUGGACCGGGGCAUAGGUGUGUGCGUCUUCCAGCUACUGAGUUUACAGAAAAGAUGCGAAUGUGGUGGAGAGAAGGGUUUCACUAAAAUCUCCUGGACUUUCUGAGCCUUUACGUUGUGUGUGCUUUGUGCAGUUUGUAACCUCAAGAUUCAGUGAUUUGGAAAUUGGUUUCUUUCUUCCUUUCCCAUCUCCAUUCUUCCCUUUUUUCCCAUUAUGUGCUCUUAGCCCACUGUACAGUAUCCUGGCUCUGCUUCUGGUGUCUGAACCAUAGCCGACUUGAAGUUGCUCUAAGCAAGGCCUGCUCUUCUGUUCUGGGAAAAGGAGAGCAAUGUGUAGUUACUUGUGGGAGACCAAUGGGACAGAGCCCAGCCCCGAGGAGACUAGACAUGGGGCACAUUUGCCCAUGUAUUUGUCCGUCCAGCUCCCUUUCUGCCUCUUGAACUUGGUGCCUCUCUUGAGCAGAGGAAACCCAGAGAGAUAAUGGAGCAGCAGAUGCUGGCCAAUCUGGGCCAGGCUGAAGCAAACCAGACUCUUGCACCAGGUUUGGACUUGAGGUUAAAUUUUCUAAAAAUAUGAAAUCACUUGUAAUCUCUUUGCAAUAAUAGGGGAUUUGAACAUACCUGCCUCAGACAUGCAGAAGAAUGGAUUGUCACAAAAGGUAUCUUGAGUUGAGUAGGACAGGUGAAUGCAGAAAAUACUUUUAGUUUCUGGAAAGGGAGAAGAAAUGUAUUAAAGUAUCAGGACUCUUGCCUUAUAUUCAGGGAAAGUUUAAUGGAAGUGUGAGAGUAACCAUGGACUGUGCCUGCCUUUAAAUUUCUCUGAGAGAAGUACAGAGACUUAGCGGAAUCUCAGGAGAUCAGCCCUGUGUGUUAAAUGCUCCCUUGAUAUCGUUUGCAAGAUGUGGGAGAGAAGGGAAAAUAUUGGUUGAUGUCUUUUCAGAACCUCCUGCAGUUUUGAAUGGAAGUUUCCCUCCAAACAGCGGAUUUCAUUCUGGAUGUUUAAGGCAAAAGACUCACUUUUUAAAGAAGAAACAGUGGGGAGGUUGUUGGGCACCCACUGUUUCUAGCAAACUGCAUGGAGCUCGGGACAGGUCACAGUUAGACUAAUAUGUCAUGCUGGAGUUGGACCAAUUGGUGGUUGUGAUAUGUAUUAUCUGAGGGAGGAGAGCAGAACAUGUUCUAAGUUAACACUGGAUUGGAAGGAGCCUUGGAAAAUCUGGCAUGGAGCUGAGCUAUACAACCCUAAAUUUCAUCAAUACCAAGAUCAGUUGGAUGAAAUGUAACCAAAAAAAGGUGAUUUAUGACAGUCUGUCCUCUUUCUGAAUGGUUUCAUUCGAACUUCAAACACUAAACUUUGCUCCUUGUCCAUCGAGAGGAGGCUGUUCAGUCAGCCCUGAGUUGUAUGAGCAUCUGUCCAAUCCCAAAUCUAGCACUCAGUGGAUUUGGUAUUAUUUAGAUGGGCAAGCAUAUCUUUUAGCAUUUCCUGAAACUGAAAAGUUGGUAUUAGAGGUUGUUCAUAUCUCUACUUUUUGAAGCAUCAAUUCUGAAGUCUUGAGUGGCAAUGUGGUUUUGAAAGCUUUCUCCCCCCCCCACCCCCAACACUCACACACACCCCAGAAGUGUCCAUUACUACAGGGUGUUUUAAGGGUGGAAAAAAAAUCUAAAUAACCUUGCCACAUAAGCAUAUUAAGGGGCCGAACUGGAUUUGCUCAUGGAUCAUUGCAUAAUGCCUCUUUGGUGCCAGAGAGUUAUCCUCUACUUGUCAGUAUUGUGGAGUGAGUGCCCUGGAUUUCUUCAGAAAAGGCAAAGAAGGAAAGAAAGAGCUAUAGUGUUUGUUGUUAAAAUGAUCAAAUGUCCUGGUCAUUUUAGUCAUAUAUUAGUAGGAAAGAGCAUAAGUGAUGGGUAAUAGAGAGGGCCUUUUCCUCCUGAAGUCAGCAUGACUUUUAAGAAGCUCAUUUUUUUCCUGAGUAAAGGUUCAUAAUAAUGGUAGUUGAUUAGCACUUACUAUGUGCCAAGCACUGUUCUACGCGCCAAAACCAUCCCUGUCCCAUCCUCCUAGCCCACUCCAUCAUUCCCAUGGCCCUGUCCAAACUUGAGGAACACCAGUGCUUGGCCACACCUUAGUGAAAGCAAAUAAGGUAUCUGUAUGUCAAUUAGCAACCUUAUUUAAAUGAAGAUAGCCCAGAUCGAAAGAGCAUGUUGCUGAAGGUUUCAGCAUUCAGGGAGAAGAGAAUCCUUUCAUUUCCCAGGGGUAGCGAUAGCCAGGGAGAGCACAUAACUAAUUUGUUGCCACAAGGGACCUGAACUUAUAUUGCUGAAGCACUUGAAGUUAGACUAGUUAAAAUGCAUCUCCUGAGUUCCUGAGCUAGUUAAAUAGAUGAUUUUCCUGCUUCCUUGAGGGAGCAAGUAGACAAUUAGGUGACAGGAGGGUGCCGGGGAAGGGGAGCUACCUGGAAUCAACUCUGCCACAGGCUUUUAAUGAACUGAAGAAUCAUUCAGAAAAGUAUUGGGAUGGGGUGGGGGGCCUGGGGAUAAUUUAUUGAGAAGGUAACUUAUUCACUGUGGCAGCUUGGGAGGGGGAGAAGGUAGGACCCAGCUUCUGCUUUAAGCUGUCAAGGGGGAUUCAUUUUGGAGCAGCUGCACAAAUAGAGGUGGUUCUUGAUCAGAAGAGAUGCCAGCAAGAGCAACAAAAUGCAACCCUAACUUUACAAGUGGUGUUCCAUGGGUUUAAACUCUGAAUCAAGAAAUGUGAAGUGAAUAAAGAUUUUCAUAAGCACUGUU
Molecule: messenger RNA, 5278 nt
Organism: Tachyglossus aculeatus (Australian echidna)
Lineage: Eukaryota; Metazoa; Chordata; Mammalia; Monotremata; Tachyglossidae
Gene: FAM20B
Product: FAM20B glycosaminoglycan xylosylkinase
Exons: 7
Coding region: 134-1363 (409 amino acids)
Biological process (GO): protein phosphorylation
Cellular component (GO): Golgi apparatus
Molecular function (GO): phosphotransferase activity, alcohol group as acceptor
Source: RefSeq, a predicted model, not a curated record